This is a messenger RNA of Labrus mixtus (cuckoo wrasse), 2017 nucleotides long. RefSeq names its product zinc finger protein 3-like. Gene Ontology annotation, molecular function: histone H3K4 methyltransferase activity; recombination hotspot binding; histone H3K36 methyltransferase activity. Gene Ontology annotation, cellular component: nucleus. The coding region runs from base 277 to 1314 and encodes 345 amino acids. The record is from RefSeq and is a predicted model, not a curated record. NCBI's taxonomy places the organism in Eukaryota, Metazoa, Chordata, Actinopteri, Labriformes, Labridae. The transcript is spliced from 2 exons. Gene Ontology annotation, biological process: positive regulation of reciprocal meiotic recombination.
GGACAGAUGUGUGGAGCAGAAAAAAAAGGAGAAUCCGUUUCCUUUAGGUGUUGUAAACAUUUAAGGAUUUAGCUGGUGUGAAAUCUCCCAUAGAGAAGCUGAAACGGUUGUCCCUAGUGACGCAGAGUCAAAUGAAUAGAGCAUGAAGGCCACUGAGCGCAACCGACUGUCGGAACUUUAAAGUGUAACACCCAGCGGAACAGAGCGGUGGAGUAUCUUGACGGAAUGUAUCUGCCAGUACAACCUUAGUCUCCCUAUUAUUACAAAACAGCAAAUAUGUAUUCAGUUGAUUGUUUGAGAGAGUUUGUCAACGAGCGUCUGACUGCUGCUGCUGAGGAGAUAUUCGGAGUUUUUAAAAGAACUAUCGUCGAGUAUGAAGAAGAGAUCGAGCGUCAGCGCAGACUGCUGGAUAUCGUUUUAAAUCCCAAGAUACAGUUACACAAACUAGAGUUCCAACAUCAACAUGCCUUCAAAGAGGAGGUGGAAGUUCCUGCUGACCAGAUGCUCUAUAACCAGGAGGAUUGGAACUACACCUUGGACCAAAAUGACCCAGCGUCUCAGCAGAUUAAAGAGGAACCGGAGGAGCUUUGCACCAGCCAGGAGGGAGAGCAGCUUGAACUGAAGCAGAAGACUUUCACGUCGACUUCUGCUCACGAGGAACGUCAGCCGAAGCUACAAAGUGACAAACGUCUCCUCUCUCACAACCCUUGUGUUGCUGAGAAGACGGAUGAAAGAUGUGGAGAGCUUGAAUCAGUCAGAGGAGUAGAAAGAAACUCUGAGCCAGAACCAAACAAAUCACAGACUCACUCAAGCGUUCAAGCAGAUGAGAGGGCUCAUUUGUGCAAAAUCUGUGGAAAAGAUUUUAAAUGUAAUUCAAAACUGAAAUCACACAUGAGAACACACAAAGGCAAGAGGCCACACCUUUGCGUGACCUGCAAUAAAAGAUUCCGUGACAGAGGAGGAUUGAAACGCCAUUUGAAAAUUCACACAGGCGAGAAGCCGGGUGGCGAUUUCAGACGUGAUAAUGCCUUGAAAGUCCGCAUGAGACUCCACGCGGAGGAGGGGCCGUACAUUUGCAACACAUGCGGGAAAACAUUCUGUUACUUCUCAGCUCUGACGAGACAUAGUCGAACUCACUCCGGUGAGAAGCCGUUUAAAUGCAAGACAUGUGGGAGGGCUUUCCAACAGAGUAGUUCCUUGAAAGUCCACAUAAGAACCCACACAGGAGAGAGACCAUAUAUUUGCAAAACAUGUGGAAGAGGCUUCAAGCAGGCCAGCACAUUGAAUGUUCACAUGAAAACCCAUACUGGUUAGAAACCCAACACCCGUGGGGAUAAGUACUGUUCAUUUUAAUGUUUUCGUUUAGUGUCAACUUUAGUGUGUGUUUUUUUUUUUCUUCCAAAGAUUAGUACUCAAUAUCAGAGUAAUAGAACUUUCACAAUUAUAUCGAUUAACUUGUAUUUCUGGUGGUAACACUAUUUCUAUAAUAUUUGCCUGGAAUGAGUGUUUAAAAAAAAAAAAAAGCUGAUAAGUCAAUGGUGUGAUCAAUUGAUUGUCGUCAAUGGCGUGAUAUCUGUGGUUGUUUUUCCACAUCUUUAUGUGUCAGCUCAGGAUUCAUUUGAAUUUAAAUUCAGAUAUUAUAUGAAGUUGUGACAAAAACUAGAUUAUUUCCAUACAAGAAGACCCAUUAAAUGUGAAUAUGCUUUAUCGGACAUGUGAUGACAGAAAGACAACAGUAUUGCAUUUUUGCUUUACAAAUGACUCUGAAUGUUAAUCAUUGAAAUUCUGCAUCUAAUUAGUAGUUCACAGUUUGAGGUGUAAGAAGUCCAAAAUGGAUUUACAAUUCUAUCAAAAGAAAUGAGAUUGUGUGUGAAACCCCUUGUCUUGUACUGAUCAGAAAAAAAAAAUGCAGCUGUGUCUGUCUUGAGUGCAGAGAAGAGCCAUCCUUCUCAACUGCUUUAAAAAAAACAACAACUAAAGUAUAAUUAGAGAAAUAAAGACAACUUAAAACAAGAAA